AUGGUGAACAUUACGGAGAAGAUCAAAGAAAAACUGGCCCGUCUUCGUGCCCAGUUGCUUGAACCCGCUGCCGGUGCAGGCUCUGGUGGUGGCGCUGGCUUUGAUGUCAGCAAAAGUGGUGAUGCGCGUGUUGCGUUGGUUGGUUUCCCCUCCGUCGGAAAGUCUACUUUCCUGUCGAAAAUCACCAAGACCAAGUCCGAGGCGGCUGCCUACUCUUUCACCACGUUGACGGCUAUUCCCGGUGUGCUUGAAUACGGUGGUGCCGAGAUCCAGAUUCUGGAUUUGCCUGGUAUCAUUGAGGGUGCCUCCGAGGGUAAGGGUCGUGGGCGUCAAGUCAUUUCCGCAGCCAAGACUAGUGAUUUGGUUCUCAUGGUUCUGGAUGCCACAAAGCGUGCGGAACAGCGCGCUCUCCUCGAGGCUGAAUUGGAUGCAGUGGGCAUUCGACUUAACAAGGAGCCCCCGAACAUCUACCUCAAGAUUAAGAAUGCCGGUGGCAUGAAGAUUACCUUCCAAACACCGCCCAAGUACCUGGAUGAGAAGAUGAUCUACAACGUCAUGCGUGACUACAAGCUUCUCAACUGUGAAAUUCUGGUGCGAGAUGAAAAUGCUAGCUUAUACGUUUACAACAAGAUCGACGGCAUCAGCCUGGAAUUCUUGGACCAACUGGCCCGCGAACCAUACACAGCUGUCAUGAGUUGUGAGCUCGAUCUUGGCGUGCAGGAGGUCGUGGAACGUAUCUGGAAGGAACUAAGACUGAUGCGGUUAUACACGAAGAGAAAGGGAGUUGAUCCCGACUUCAGCGAGGCUAUGAUCGUUCGCCGGGACUCGACUAUCGAGGACGUGUGUGACUCUAUUCACCGCACAUUGAAAGACACCUUCAAGCACGCCUUGGUAUGGGGUGCUAGCGCUCGUCAUGUCCCGCAGCGCGUGGGGUUGGGACACAUGGUAGCGGACGAGGAUGUGGUGUCGAUUGUAGCGAAAUAG
Messenger RNA from Penicillium manginii, 984 nucleotides. RefSeq lists its product as uncharacterized. Gene Ontology annotation, biological process: cytoplasmic translation. NCBI's taxonomy places the organism in Eukaryota, Fungi, Ascomycota, Eurotiomycetes, Eurotiales, Aspergillaceae. Gene Ontology annotation, molecular function: GTPase activity; GTP binding. The coding region runs from base 1 to 984 and encodes 327 amino acids. The record is from RefSeq and is a predicted model, not a curated record. Gene Ontology annotation, cellular component: cytoplasm. The transcript is spliced from 5 exons.